Molecule: messenger RNA, 2443 nt
Organism: Humulus lupulus (European hop)
Lineage: Eukaryota; Viridiplantae; Streptophyta; Magnoliopsida; Rosales; Cannabaceae
Product: integrin-linked protein kinase 1-like
Exons: 12
Coding region: 345-1778 (477 amino acids)
Biological process (GO): protein phosphorylation
Molecular function (GO): ATP binding; protein binding; protein kinase activity
Source: RefSeq, a predicted model, not a curated record
CAAAAAAAAGAUAGAUAGGCUGCCGUGAAUAUUAUUAUAUAUAUAAAUACACAAUGAGGAGAGAGAGAGAGAUAAAGAAAGACGACAUUUCGGGAUAGCUCUUCCUAUUUUUGUGUGUUUUGCCCUGCUUUUGCUCCCUCCCUCCCUUUCUACCAUGUCUCUGUGAAUGCUCUGAAUCCUCUGUUUUGGACAAAAUUAGUUUGAACAAUCCAAUUCCAAUCCUCAAUCGGCAUCGAGAGCGCUCUCUUCUCUUCUCAAGCUCUCGAUCCGAACCAAAACCAGUUCCAUUCCAUUCCAUUCAUGUGAUUCUUUCUAAUAAAUCAAACUCACAAAUAUACAAUAAUAUGGAAAACAUAGCAGCCCAAUUAAAGCGGGGUAUCUCUCGCCAGUUCUCCGCCGGUGCCGGAUCCCUCCGUCGCUCCUUCAGCCGACAAUUUACACGCCAGUCCUCCCUCGACCCCCGCAGGAUCAACCUCCGCUUCAGCUUCGGCAGGCAGUCCUCCCUCGACCCCAUUCGCCGGAGCCCCUCCGAUGAUGAUAACAAGCUCUCCGUCCCGGAGAACCUCGAUUCCACCAUGCAGCUUCUCUUCCUCGCCUGCCGUGGAGACACCAAGGGCGUCGAGGACUUGCUCGACGAAGGCACUGAUGUCAACAGCAUCGAUUUGGAUGGCCGCACCGCUCUCCACAUCGCUGCCUGCGAAGGCCACCCUGACGUCGUCAAGCUCUUGCUUAGCCGCAGAGCCAAUAUUGACGCUCGGGAUCGCUGGGGCAGCACGGCAGCUGCCGAUGCCAAGUAUUAUGGGAAUACAGAAAUUUACAACAUUUUGAGAGCUCGUGGAGCCAAAGUGCCGAAAACUAGGAAGACACCCAUGGCUGUUGCAAAUCCUCGGGAAGUUCCUGAGUACGAGCUUAAUCCAUUAGAGCUCCAGGUUCGGAAGAGCGAUGGAAUUACAAAGGGAACAUAUCAAGUGGCUAAAUGGAAUGGUACAAAGGUUUCUGUGAAGAUACUUGAUAAGGAUACCUCUUCAGACCCUGAAAGCAUAAUUGCCUUCAAACACGAGCUAACCUUGUUAGAAAAGGUUCGACAUCCUAAUGUUGUUCAAUUUGUUGGAGCUGUGACCCAGAAUAUGCCCAUGAUGAUUGUUUUAGAAUAUCAUCCAAAAGGUAACUUGGGAAGCUAUCUUCAGAGGAAAGGAAGACUUUCUCCAUCCAAAGCUUUACGCUUUGCUCUUGACGUAGCUAGGGGAAUGAAUUAUCUUCAUGAAUGUAAACCAGACCCAAUUAUUCACUGUGAUCUAAAGCCAAAAAAUAUUUUGCUGGAUAAUGGAGGUCAGUUGAAGGUAUCUGGAUUUGGUUUAGUGAGAUUGUCGACAAUCUCACCUGAUAGGGCAAAACUGGCACAAGCUGGGUGUAAAAUUGAUCCAUCUAGCUUAUAUGUGGCACCGGAAGUUUACAAAGAUGAAAUAUUUGACAGAAGUGUGGAUGCAUAUUCUUUCGGUCUCAUUUUAUAUGAGAUGAUCGAGGGCAUACAUCCAUUCCAUCCCAAGUCUCCAGAAGAGGCAGCGAAAAUGAUGUGUUUAGAAAGACAUAGACCACAAUUUAGAAACAAAUCAAAGAGUUACCCUCCAGAUCUAAUAGAGUUGAUUGAGGAAUGUUGGGAUCCAGAGCCUGUUGUAAGGCCAACAUUUUCAGAGAUAAUUGUACGGUUGCAGAGGAUAGUUACAAAUUGCUCCAAGCAGGGAUGGUGGAAAGACACAUUUAAGCUUCCUUGGAAAUAAAUGAGGGUAUACACUCACUUCGGUCAGAGAUGAAGCUGUCGCUGCUGCUGCUUGUUUGUUACAAAAGAAUAAAUAAAUAUAUAGAUAUAUAUAAAUAAUAAUGGGAGAGAGGAGGGGGACUAUGCAACAAAUCAGCUGGGGGUAGUAAAGUAAUAUUCAGGAUCAAAGGUCCAAGUCUUUUUAUUUUCCUUUUAAAAAUGUAUAAUUGUGCUGGAAUAGUUUUGUUGUAUACAAUGAAUAUAUAAGGAUAAUUGUAACAUAAGUACCCAAUGUUUAUUUUUAGUGGCAAAAGUACCUAAAGUCAGUAAAACUGUAAUUCCGUCAGUCUCCUCCGUUAGGUUCCGUUUCGUGAUGACUGGACCAACACGUGUCACUUCGUGAUUAGUCCAACUCAAUAAUAUAUUAGAGAUAUUUGCGGCAUAAGUACCCAAUGUUUGGGUUUUGUACGCGGCAUAAGUACUCAAUGUUUAAAAAUAAUUAUGAUUUGGACCAAUAAAAAAGUGACACGUGUCUGCCUAACGGAUGAGACUGACGGAAUUACAGUUUUACUAACUUUGGGUACUUUUGUCAUUAAAAAUAAACAUUCUAUGCCGCGUACAAAACUCAAACAUUGGGUAUUUAUGCCACAAUUAUCCCUAUUAUAUACCACUAUUUGUUCUGUGUUA